This is a messenger RNA of Diplodia corticola, 2154 nucleotides long. RefSeq lists its product as uncharacterized. Lineage: Eukaryota; Fungi; Ascomycota; Dothideomycetes; Botryosphaeriales; Botryosphaeriaceae. Bases 1 to 2154 code for a protein of 717 amino acids. The record is from RefSeq and is a predicted model, not a curated record. The transcript is spliced from 3 exons.
AUGAGACCGAGAAGGAGCUGCCAAACGGGCGCUCCGCGCUCCAGAAGAAGCGGUCGCGACUCCCGCCGCAAGUCCCGCCGCGACUCGGGUCACGAGUCUGAUGGUGAGGAUGAUGGUAUUGAUUUUGCGACUAUGAGAGUCCCCCUGGGGCCUCAAGCGACCGGCAGUUCUGUUAGACGCGUCGGAGACUCCCUCGACCGUAGCUUCGGUCCCGGAAUCGUUGCCCCUGGUGCCUUCGCCGACAGUCCGUCUGCGUAUGCUACCAGCACCGCUAGUGCCACGGUCAAAACGACGCCUAGCGGUGCUGUCCCGCUUGAAGAGAGCGAAAGUGUCUCCAUCAUGGGCGCUGCCGAUCAUGGCCAGCGUUACAGUGACACCAGUGAUUCCUCCCUCGAUGACUUCCCCGACGUCGAGAAGACGCAGCAGGCCGACGACGUGGCCGUCAACCAUGCGCUUCCUCUCAACUACACGCCCGCGGAGAGCCACGACGAUGGUAAACACACUGACCACACGUCUUUCCUCGCAACAGCAUCGGAAGUUGAACGGCGCAACGAAGGCGCCCAGCGCCUCGACAUUGCCGCCGCCAGCACCAUUAUCCGUCAGUAUCCCCCGCCCCUCCCAUCCGUUUGCCAGCAAACAACCAUACUCACCACCGCCGUCCCUCCAGACCCUUCCAUCGAACACGACCACAACCAUCCCGCACUGCUAGCAAAUAUAAGCCACGCGCCACCCCCCUCGCAAACCACCACCACCAACGAACAGCCGCCCCGCGCCGCCGCCAUUCAUAACAAUCCCAGCCCGCUCUCCCACGCGUCCCUUUUCUCCUCCUCCUCCUCCUCCUCCUUCUCCUCCGCCUCCUCCUCUCCGUCGCAGAGCACUCCGCCCAUGCCCAUGCCCCGCACGCCGCCCCAGCCUGCCUCCGCCGCCGACGAGGACGACCAGAACGACCAAAACGACCGCAACGACGAGGAGAUGAAGUACGACCCCAGCGUCGUGCCCGCGAAGCGGCACCGCGAGGACGAGGGCAUGUUCAACGGCCGCUACGACUACUGGGGCGUCGACUUUUGCCUCGGGGUGCGGCACGUCGGCGUCAAGCCGCGCGGGGGGGUCGGAAAAGACGACGAUGAUAAUGACGAUGACGAUGACGAUGACGAUGACGAUGAUGAUGACGAUGACGGUGAUGACGAUGACGGUGAUGACGAUGACGACUACGACACUAGCAAGGAGGAGAAGACGAAGACGAAGACGAAGACGAAGGGGGAGAGGAAGAGGAAGAGGAAGAACACGAAAAAAACGAAGAAGAAAAAGAACAAGUACAACAACAACCGCGCCUCCGGCUUCCAGGUCCUCCUCCUCUACACCGGCUACCCCCGCCCGCGCUGGCUGCCGCUCGAGUGGAACGCCACCAACCACGACAUCGCGUACUUCUUCCACGCGCACCCGCACAAGCGGCCGCCGCACUACCGCCCCCCGCCGGACUUCGACGCCGACGGCCUGGCGGCGCCGCGGGCGCCGUCGGCCGAGUGGCGCGAGGCGUGGGAGGCGGCGAGGCGCGAGGCGGAGGAGAGGUUCCCGCGGGCUUUUAGGCGGAAGGAGUGGGAUAGGGGCGGCGGCGAGGGCAUCACGGGCGGGGUGCAGGUUGAUGUCGAUGUCGAUGGCGAUGUCGUUGAGGAGGAGCAGGCGGCGGCGUCGGCGUCGGACAGGCCUGUCGGUGGCGAGUCUGCUGCUGCCGCCCGGGAGCCGGAUGCCGUUCGGUUGCCUACGAAGUCUAACGUCAUGACCAGGGAGAUGACGACGCGGCAGGCUGGGUUGAAGCGCAAGGUGUCUACGGUUGUUGGGUCUGAUGGCAAUGGGGACGACGGCGGCGGCGGCGGUCCGCCAGAGAAGAAGCGCCGCGUGUUGCGCGAGCGGAAAAGCGCGUCGUGGCCCACUGCGCCCGAGUUGUGGGCAGAGGAGGAGUGGAGGAUGGGGGAGGAAGCAGAGGAAGAGGACGGUAUGAGCGCGGCUGGCUUUAUGGAAGAUGAAGUCAAGGAAGUGGUGGAAGACGACAACGACGAGGAGAGCGACGAGGACGUGCAAGACGAGUUCGGAGGCACAGAGGGCGAGAUGGUGGUGGAGGAGAAAAAUCAUGGCUGGACACCACUUCCCCGCUGA